Messenger RNA from Phragmites australis (common reed), 1041 nucleotides. RefSeq lists its product as uncharacterized. The record is from RefSeq and is a predicted model, not a curated record. Bases 104 to 850 code for a protein of 248 amino acids. NCBI's taxonomy places the organism in Eukaryota, Viridiplantae, Streptophyta, Magnoliopsida, Poales, Poaceae. The transcript is spliced from 5 exons. Gene Ontology annotation, molecular function: protein binding. Gene Ontology annotation, cellular component: nucleus; cytoplasm.
CUCGGCUGGACGGCGUAAUCGACAAAACACGUCUCGAAGCGCCUUGCUCUCUCGCCUUCGCUUGCCUCCCCUCCCGGACUAGCACAGGAGCCAGCUCGCCCUGAUGGCCGCGGCGAUGGACGUCGACGCCGCUGCUGGAGGGCAGAGGCAGCAUUCGGAGAAGGACCUCUUCCUCGCGGCGGAAUCCGGCGGCGCCGCAGCGUUCGCCUCCCUCGGCUCCGCCGACCUCGCCGCGGCCCUCUCCCUCCGCAACGAGGACGGCCGCUCCCUGCUCCACGUCGCCGCCGCCGCCGGCCACCACCAGGUGGUGCUCGCGCUUGCGGAGGCCGGUCGUGACGCCGCGGCCAGCGUCGUGAACGCGAAGGACGAGGAGGGGUGGGCGCCGAUCCACUCUGCGGCGAGCAUCGGCAACGCCCAGAUCGUCGACAUCUUGCUUGAGCGAGGUGCCCAAGUUGACUUAACUACCGAUGGUGGCCGAACUGCUCUUCACUAUGCCGCUAGCAAAGGCAGGCUUAACAUAGCUGAAAAACUAAUAGCACAGGGUGCAAAUGUCAACAAGAAAGACAAGUUUGGUUGUACACCCUUGCAUAGAGCUGCGAGCACUGGAAAUGCUGAGCUAUGUGAAUUCCUCAUUGAGGAAGGUGCAGAGGUUGAUGCUGUUGACAGGACAGGACAGUCACCUCUGAUGCAUGCCGUUAUAUGCGAGACGAAAGGGGUUGCUCUACUGCUAAUUAGACAUGGUGCUGAUGUUGACGUCGAGGACAAGGAAGGCUAUACUGUCCUUGGUCGAGCAUCCAACAGCUUCAGACCUUCCCUUAUUGAUGCAGCUAAGGCAAUGCUUGAAGGUUGACAGUGUGUGGUUGGUGCUGCUGAAAGGUACUGGACAGUGUGUGAGAUAGGAAAACUGCCCUAAAAGUGUAUAAACCCUUUCCAGAAUCAGAUCGACCAAUUUUUUGUUUCUUUAAGUUGUUAGGGUUGUUAAUUUGUUAACCUUGUUACCCUGUCAUUAACCAUCAGCAUAGUUUUGCCUUCUCCCUCUCC